UCAAAAAAGACUCAAAGCUUCCAAUAGCAUCUUUUCCUAAGGAACCAAGAGAACAUGCGUCCAUCCUGCAUUCCAUCUGCUUGCUUUCUCUUGCUCUUAAGCGUUCAGCUCCUGAAUGCGCUCCCACUGCAAAGCGGGGCCUUCACUAAUGAAGACAUGGAUGUCUUAAAGCUUUUGCUUGCCCGUCUGGAAGAGGCCAUUCUAGCUCCAAUGCAAGAUCAGCCACAGCCACCCGAAGUGCCAAAGCUGGAGGACGCUGUGGUUUCAGAGGAAGAUGGCUAUCCCCAGCCUCAGGUGGACGUGAGAGAUUACCUCUCAGCCCGAGACCUGAAAAACGUGAAACUUGACUCUGGCUCCAAGAAAUAUUCUGCCUGUUUUGGGCGCCGAUUGGACAGGAUCGGUUCCAUGUCCACUCUGGGAUGCAAUACGAUUGGACGCAACAGUGAGUUUCUGAAAGUUAGGCCACUCAUGGCCACUCCACUCGACCAGUACAUUGGUUAA
Molecule: messenger RNA, 501 nt
Organism: Colossoma macropomum (tambaqui)
Lineage: Eukaryota; Metazoa; Chordata; Actinopteri; Characiformes; Serrasalmidae
Gene: nppb
Product: natriuretic peptide B
Exons: 2
Coding region: 55-501 (148 amino acids)
Biological process (GO): neuropeptide signaling pathway; cGMP biosynthetic process; negative regulation of systemic arterial blood pressure
Cellular component (GO): extracellular region; cytoplasm; nucleus
Molecular function (GO): hormone receptor binding; hormone activity
Source: RefSeq, a predicted model, not a curated record